This is a messenger RNA of Rodentolepis nana, 312 nucleotides long. Lineage: Eukaryota; Metazoa; Platyhelminthes; Cestoda; Cyclophyllidea; Hymenolepididae. The record is from the annotation of a GenBank genome assembly.
GAGAAUCCAGAUGAACCUGGUGAGGAGAAACCUGGUGACACUGAUGAGGAGAAUCCAGAUGAACCUGGUGACACUGAUGAGGAGAAUCCAGAUGAACCUGGUGAAGAGAAACCUGGUGACACUGAUGAGGAGAAUCCAGAUGAACCUGGUGAAGAGAAACCUGGUGACACUGAUGAGGAGAAUCCAGAUGAACCUGGUGGGGAGGAUCCCGACUCUGAUGUGAAGGAUUGCUUCUGGAAAAUUGCCAAGAAAUUCUACCCGAAAAUGAAAAAAUGCAUUGAAAAAUGCUUAGAUGAAUCAGAAAUGGAAUAA